Messenger RNA from Coprinopsis cinerea okayama7#130, 648 nucleotides. RefSeq lists its product as hypothetical. NCBI's taxonomy places the organism in Eukaryota, Fungi, Basidiomycota, Agaricomycetes, Agaricales, Psathyrellaceae. The transcript is spliced from 5 exons. Bases 1 to 648 code for a protein of 215 amino acids. The record is from RefSeq and is a predicted model, not a curated record.
AUGAGUUCAGGAGUAACUCAAACGAUUGAAUCUCUCAUUGGGCCGCCGUCUGAACCUAUCUCCGUCUCAGAAUUCCUGACUUCUGAUGAACAUGCUCGGAACCGACAAGCUGUAGCGGCGACCACGCAAAUCUGGAACGGGCUGUCUGAGGAGGAGCGCCAGCAGAUCGAGAGAGAUUGCAGUGUCGAUGACCUCAAGGAAAAUCUGGAACGAACAUGGGACGACCCAACGUUGUCGACCUAUAUCCUGAAAGAACAUGAGUCGUCUGCGAACGCGCUGUAUCAGGCAAAUCCGAAGGGCAGGGUUAGGUCAAGCCGGAAGUCGUAUCUACCUGAUCCUGAAGAUUUGCCUACUGAAGUGCUGAAUCUCCAGAAGGAGUUCGACAAAGUUCCGUUGGAAAGUUGGAAAACAAAUCUGGAGACUUCGUUGUUCGUGAGGCCUCCCCGGAACGCAGACUAUAAUACCCUCGAGAGUGUGAAAUCCUCCUUUCGUGAAGUUCUGGGAGCAGAGAAAGAACACCAAGCUGUUCUGACUGCUUCGAUCUAUAGCAAGGUUCCUUGGGGACCCAGCUAUGUGACCCGGAUAUGUCAACAUGCGUCGCCACAGGAGGCGGAGAAGAAGAUUGGGGUUCGGGAGAAGCUGGUGUGA